AUGCGCUGGGCGGCAGCAACUCCGCCACCGGCGCAGGGGGGCGCGCCGCCCGCCCCGCGCCCGCGCAGCGCCGCGGCUUGGACACACCGCCCCCUCCCGGCCCUGCCCUCCGCGGGCCCCCCCCGCCCGCCCGCGGACGGCGCGCCCGCCCCCCCCCCCGGGCGGCCGCGGGGACGCUCCCGUCGCCUUUCGGGGCUCGGACCGGCGCGCGGGGGGGGCGCCCCCAUCCCCGUCCCCGUCCAUCCCCGUCCCCAUCCCUAUUCCCAUCCCUAUUCCCAUCCCCAUUCCCAUCCCCGUCCCCUCCGCCGAGCUCCGCGGGCGCGCUGUCCUGCGCGGGGCGAUCCCCCCCGCCGGUGCCUCCAUCCGCCGAGCCGGGGGUCCGCUCCCUUGCGUUCAAAAGCACAGCCAUCCCUCCCCGCAGCCCCGCCGGUCCCCGCCGGCCUGGGAGCGGAGAAGUCGCCGUGCCCCUUCCUCCCCUACCUGCGGGCCGGGCUGAGCCGAGCCCCGAACGGGCGCUUGCGGUCACAGCUGCCCCGACACUAUCGCAUCUUCCGCCCGGGCAGCGGGCCGGGAGAAGGAGAGCCCCCGGUGCAGCGGUCCCGACUGAGCUGCUGGGGGGAACGGGGGAAUGACGGGGGGGUUCCUCUGGUAAAUCCCCCUGGGGCACAGGAGACGCUGCUCCGCUGCUGUCGGACCCCCGGGGGCGGCGGGCAGCGGCUCGGCCCCCGCCGCCACGUCUCAAACUUCGGGGAAACCCGUUCCGAUUCCCCCCCUCCCGCCCCCUUUCCGCUAGGACCGGCUUUUUAUCCCGGCGAGAGAAACCCAGACCUCUCAGGAACAACCAGAAGAGCGAAACAAACAAGAAACCGCAGAAGAAAGCAUUGGAAAGGCGGCCGGGAGAUAAUCCAGGAAUGCUUCAGAUAAGGAAGGGGUGGGGGGGAACGAUUCGUGCGGAGAUACCCGAAAAGUCAGAGCUUGAUGGAACGG
This is a messenger RNA of Poecile atricapillus (Black-capped chickadee), 987 nucleotides long. Its product is annotated as skin secretory protein xP2-like. The transcript is spliced from 3 exons. Bases 1 to 924 code for a protein of 307 amino acids. Lineage: Eukaryota; Metazoa; Chordata; Aves; Passeriformes; Paridae. The record is from RefSeq and is a predicted model, not a curated record.